Messenger RNA from Tympanuchus pallidicinctus (lesser prairie-chicken), 2043 nucleotides. It is a transcript of the gene PDCD7, whose product is annotated as programmed cell death 7. Gene Ontology annotation, biological process: ubiquitin-dependent protein catabolic process via the multivesicular body sorting pathway. NCBI's taxonomy places the organism in Eukaryota, Metazoa, Chordata, Aves, Galliformes, Phasianidae. The record is from RefSeq and is a predicted model, not a curated record. Gene Ontology annotation, molecular function: ubiquitin binding. Bases 112 to 1398 code for a protein of 428 amino acids. Gene Ontology annotation, cellular component: ESCRT I complex. The transcript has 6 exons.
UGAAUUUCCUCUUGCUGAUCUGCUGCAGCCUUUCAGGGAAUAUUACUUACAGGCUGAGCUUUCUGUAGCAGCUCUAAUCCAGAUCAGGCAGUGAGCAAUCAGGCAGGGACAAUGAGCUACCUGGAUGGAGUGCCCUUCCGGACUGCUGUGAGCAUCGAGGGCAACUCUGCAGGAGAAAGCACCUUCAUCAAGGCUCCAGCCAUAGAGCUCCCUGACUGCACCGACAUCCUCAUGAGCACCAUGCACGACUUCUCACUGGAGCGAAAGGUGCAGUACUGGCUGGAGGCCGCUUCUCAGCACCAAACCUCCUGGCAGCAGCUCCACACCGACACCAUCCCCACGGCCCCACCAUGCUGGCUGCUGCUGGUGGACCCCGCUGAGGGCAAGGAGACAGCAGCGAGCAGAGUGAAGGAGGGCACGGUGCGGCGCAGCAUCAGCCUCAGCGCCGAGCGGGGCCGGGGAAGAGCCUCCGACACAGAGAGUGAGGCUGGGUGCUCAGAGGACGAUGAGUGCUGGGAGGACGAUGAGUAUUCCUCCACCUCCUGGGAGGAAAAUGACAGGGAGGAGCACAUUCUCCGGAGGAGAAACCAGCAUGGCUUGCAGCAGAUCCGACCAAAGACAUCGCCUGGCUUGCUGGAGCCUCCUUCAGAGAACGGCUUCAAGGCUGCGAGCCCGGAUCCAGGCAAGCAGAGGAGGUCCAUGGUUUUGUUCAACAACAUGAAGAAUGAGCUGGAAGCAGCCAGGAGGAAGCUGGCUGCAUUGGUGCAUCCUUUAAAUAGAGCCACAGCCGAAAGCAAAGGGGCUCCCAUGCCACCAGCGCUCCCCCAGCACUGCCGAAGCAACAGGAGCCUCAAGUUUGGACCGGCAGCAGAGGGGUCUCACAUGGGAAGCCUGGUGCCAGCUCCCCCCAUGGCACCCAAUGACUCCAUGCCACCCAUCCGCAAGCACAAGCCUACAGUCCCGUCCCUCAGCCCCUACUCCUGCCUGCCCCCAGCACGGCCGCUGGCAUCCCGCAAAGCCAAGCCAGAUUCAGCGGCUGACCUGCUGUCAGCACUGAGCCAGGAGGAGCGCGACCUCAUCGAGCCCGUCAUUGCCUUGGGCUACCCGGCCCGCAAAGCCAUCCUCACUCUCCAGAAGACCGGGAGGCAAAGCCUGGGGCAGUUUCUGGGCUACCUCCGCGCCUGUGACCGGCUGCUGAAGCAGGGCUAUGAGGAGGGGCAGGUGGAGGAGGCCAUGGAAAUGUUCCAGUACUCGGAGAAAAAGGCAGCUGAAUUCCUGCACUUGUUAGCUCAGUUCAACGACAUGGGUUUCCAGCAAAAUGAAAUCAAAGAAGUCCUCCUGCUCUGUGGGAACCAGAGGGACAAGGCGCUGGAAGAGCUCGUGAUGAAGAGGCAGUGAAUGUGCCCAGCACCUACAAAGCAGGAUGCAUCCUACUGCCCAUCCCUUCCUAGGCCACAUUUACAAAUACAGCCACGUGCAGAUUCUUACACUGUGAUAUAAGUCACCUGAAUUGAUUGUUUUUACAAAAGCUGGGUGCUCUUUGCAGGAACAUUGGUUCCUCCUUUCUUGGGAAGAUUCUCAGCAGACUUUAUGACGUUUGAACGUUGUGACAGGAAAUCUAGAUGUUAGCGUCUCCUUGUGAACUAGAAACUUGACAAAAAUGCACAGCUCAACGAAGGGCACAGAGAGAACAUGGGCUGAGGUUGCUCUAGGUAGCUAAUGUGUGACUUUUGACCCAGGACAGUGAAAAAUGUCUUAUGCAAGGCUUUACGCUCAGGAAUUGUCAUGAAAUCUGAGCAGAGAGAUGGAUGACUGGCUUGCCUCUGCCUUUUAUUAAGCAAAUUCAAAGGGUGCUUCUCUAAAUGGCAAAGACAAUGGCUCAAAACCAGGUUUAGCACAUCUGGGUGCCUGGGGGAGUUCCUGUGCUCGGCUAACUAUGGACAACAGGAAAUUCAGAUUGCCUUACAGGACAUUGCUCUUGUUUUGGCAGUGCAGCGAUGGAUGAUGUUCUCACACAGAAGUACAUUGUUCCCCUGUCUGUUA